Molecule: messenger RNA, 2902 nt
Organism: Salvia miltiorrhiza (redroot sage)
Lineage: Eukaryota; Viridiplantae; Streptophyta; Magnoliopsida; Lamiales; Lamiaceae
Product: protein OBERON 3
Exons: 2
Coding region: 206-2668 (820 amino acids)
Cellular component (GO): nucleus
Source: RefSeq, a predicted model, not a curated record
GAAAAAGAAUUCAGCCGUUGCAACUUGCCAAAUAUACAGCGGGGACGAGAGAGAGAGAGCAGUGGAGUCAAUGCUCGAAAAUUUCAACCAGGCCCUAAGAUUCUUUUGAAUUUUACAGAAUUAGUUUGAGCUCUGUCUCGGUAAGUUAUCAGCUCUUUCUCUCUGCUAAUUAUUUUGCUUUUUCGUUUCUGGUUUUGAGUUGAAGAUGGAGAGAGAGCGAGAUAAUUCGGAUGAGUUGUCGGGGGAGAAAAAUAGGGAUAUCCCGCAUGAAAAAAACGAGUUUUUGGAAAAGGGUAUUGAUUUUCUUAGAGAAAAAUCGCAAGAUAAAGUUAAAUUGAUCGGUGGUUUCGAUGAAAAGGCUAAACGGGCCGGGAAUUUGGGGUCUCAGGAGCUAACUCUUAGCUAUCUUUGCGACAAUUCGAAACCGUUCUUUGAAAAGGAUGUUUCGUUGCUGAAUUCUUUUGAUAAAUUUAGUGGUAGGUAUAAGGGGAAAGAGAUAGUGGUAGCCGAGGAUCAAAAUGAAGAGGAAAAUAAUGUGUGGGUGGAAAGGGAUUUUCUUAAGUUGAACGAGAGCAGAGGGAAUUCGUCUAAAAGGGAGGCUGAUAAUGAUGCUGAGAAUAGGGAGAAGAAGCCAAAGGUUGAGUCUUUGAACCUAUCUUUGGCUCUUCCUGAUGUUUCCCUGUCGUUGGCCGGGUCGAACCGUGUUCAGAAUGGUGGGGAUCUCCCCUCUAGAUUAAGGCCUAGUAGGAGUCUUCAGUCUUUGGGGCCGUCGUAUAACAAUAAUACACAGACCACUUACUCGAAUGAUUUUACAGCAGCCUCGCUUUCCUACUCGUAUUCCCAUCCCCAUUCGCAUAAUCCUAGCUGCUCGCUUACUAGGAACUCGACUGAGAAUUAUGAUUAUUCGGCUGGAAGUCAUAGGAGGGACUGUGAUCAGAUCUGGAAUUGUGGGGAGGGAACUAAUGGUUCUGUCCACAGCCGUUUUAGACCGAUUGGAGAUGGUACUGUUGCAUUGUCCAAUCAUGGGGGUGGAGGAGGAGGGUUUGGGAUGGGUAAUCGCAAUGGCUUGAAUAAGGAUUCUGGUAACAAUAGUCUUUAUAGGACUGCGAGCUCUGAAAAUCUUUCCUUCUUCCCGUCUGAGCUGCCUGCAAGACCACGGACAGAUGGUCAGUCGGGUGAUUCGAGGAGAAGGAACAUGGAGAACUUGAGAGAUUCAGAAGAUAUAGAUGUGGUGAAAGUGCGUAAGCUUUCACGACCUGAGAGAAUACUUAGAGAGAUUGUUUCGGAGUCUGUUCCUGUCAUGGCUCAGGUAAUGCAGGAGCUCACUGAUGAAACAGUUGAAUCUGUUAAAGAGUACUUGAAGAAUGUCAUUGACAGCCCCGAAAGGAAAGAUGAAUUGGUGGGUCUUCAGAAGAGACUUGAGAGAAGAUCCGACCUUAGUACCAACGAGACUCUCUCAAAGUGCCAAAAGAGCCAACUUGAAGUUUUGGUCGCGAUUAAAAUGGGGCUGGGAAGCUUUUUACAUAGCAAGAACCGACUCCCAGUCUCUGAAUUAGUUGAUAUUUUCUUACUUGAAAGGUGCCGGAACAUAAACUGCAGGAGGUCGUUACCUGUUGAGGAUUGUGACUGCAAGAUUUGCUCGACGAAAAAGGGAUUUUGCAGUGAAUGCAUGUGUCCCGUAUGUUUAAAUUUCGAUUGUGCCAACAACACUUGCAGUUGGGUUGGCUGUGAUGCUUGUUCACACUGGUGUCAUGCGGCCUGCGGCAUUCAAAGAAAUCUCAUAAAGCCCGGUCCCUGCCUAAAAGGGUCUUCAGGGGCAACCGAGAUGCAAUUUCACUGCCUUGGUUGCGGCCAUGCUUCCGAGAUGUUUGGGUUCGUUAAGGAUGUCUUCCUGUCUUGUGCCAAGGAUUGGGGUCUAGAUACCCUCAUAAAAGAGCUCGACUGUGUCAGGAAGGUCUUUGGAGGAAGUGAAGACCGCAAAGGAAAGGAGUUGCAUGUAAAGGCUGAUGAGAUGAUCAGCAAACUUCGGAGCAAGAUCAUUACUCCUCCAGAAGUCUGCAAUUCUAUCUUCCAAUUUUUCAACUCUGCAGAUGCUUUCUUGGAGAUGGGCGGUUCGAGCAUGUCUUCAAAAGAUUUGACCGAACAACCCAGCUUUGCAAAAGAUGCUUCUACUCUUCCACUCUCCAAUACUCUCACUCCAAAGCCAUCUUUCUACAACAUGAACUCCUCGAGCGGACGACAGGAAUCGUCGCCCUUUCAUCCUUAUCACAACGACGUCAAAGUUCCUCUGAUGAGUGACAAGAUUGUGGAGGAUGAGUGGUCCGUCAAGCCCACGAAGAAGGAUGGUUUUGACAGCUUGGAGAGCCUCGUGCGGAUCAAGGAAGCCGAAGCCAGGAUGUUCCAGAGCCGUGCCGAUGAGGCGCGGACGGAGAUCGAGAGCUUCAGGCGGAUGGUGAGGCUCAAGACUGAGAAGCUGGAUGAGGAGUAUACCGAGAAGCUAGCGAAGCUGUGCCUGCAGGAGACGGAGGAGAGGCGGCGGAAGAAGCUCGACGAGCUCAAGAUGUUGGAGAACUCGCACUGCGAUUACUACAAGAUGAAGAUCAGAAUGCAGUCGGAGAUUUCUGGAUUGCUCAAAAGAAUGGAAGCAACGAAGCAACAGUUAGUGUAAUUAUUUUUCCUAAUAUUAAUUAGGCUCAGAAUUUGCGUAGAUGAUCUGUUUUCGAUUUUGGAAAAAGCCUUUCCAUGAUAUGUAGCUUACUUUGCCCCUUUUCUCAGAUUUUUGAAUUCUCUGUUUCAACUUAUGUAUUGUUUGUAUGAUUUCUAACACCAAAUUGUGUAAUGAUCAAGCAAUGGUGAGAGAAGUCUACUUUUCUUUAGGUAAAAUAUCAUUUAAUUCCUUGAA